This is a messenger RNA of Chanos chanos (milkfish), 2247 nucleotides long. RefSeq names its product sema domain, immunoglobulin domain (Ig), short basic domain, secreted, (semaphorin) 3H (gene sema3h). Gene Ontology annotation, molecular function: semaphorin receptor binding; neuropilin binding; chemorepellent activity. Bases 1 to 2247 code for a protein of 748 amino acids. The record is from RefSeq and is a predicted model, not a curated record. Gene Ontology annotation, biological process: motor neuron axon guidance; neural crest cell migration; positive regulation of cell migration. The transcript is spliced from 17 exons. Gene Ontology annotation, cellular component: plasma membrane; axon; glutamatergic synapse. Lineage: Eukaryota; Metazoa; Chordata; Actinopteri; Gonorynchiformes; Chanidae.
AUGAGGUGGAUAUUGGCUGGAGUUGUCCUCACCUCUCUGGUGUCCUGUCUGACAUCUGCCUGGAAACCCUCUCAGCCCAGACUACAAAUCACCCAUUCAGAGCUGAGGAGGAAUGGGCGUCUGUUCUCUCUCUCAUUGCCUGCUGGGAAUAUCCACACUCUACUGCCUGAUGAAGAUGGCCGUCGGCUCUACGUAGCCAUGAAGAACUACUUACUCUCCACCAGCCUGGAUGAUAUUACACACAACCCUCACAAGCUAUACUGGCCAGCGAGUCAAGAACGGGUCCAAGAGUGUUUGAUGGCAGGGAAAGACCCAGAGCUGGAGUGUGCCAAUUUCCUGAGAGUCUUGGAGCCGUAUAACCACACACACCUGUACAUCUGUGGGACAGGAGCAUUUAACCCACGCUGUGCUUUCAUCCCUACCAACCUGUUCCUCAAGGCGGAGGAACAGACUCUGGAGGAUACACACACAGAGACUGGGAAAGGGAAAUGCCCAUAUGAUCCCCACCAGAGAACUGCAGCCGCCAUCAUCGAUGGAGAACUCUAUUCUGGCAUCUCAUCUGACUUUAUGAGUCGUGACUCUGCCUUUUUCCGUAGUCUGGGGGACCGUCAUGUGAUCCGCACCGAGCAAUAUGAUCCCACCUGGCUUCAGGACGCUCAGUUUGUACGAGUGGCGAUGAUGGCAGAGAGUGAUAAUCCUGAGGACGAUAAAGUCUACGUGUUCUUCACUGAGCGCGCUCAGGAGGCCGAGGGGGCGAUGGGGAAAGUGCUCUACUCCAGAGUAGCACGAGUCUGCAAGAACGACAUCGGCGGCCAGAGAAGUUUGGUGAAUAAAUGGAGUACUUUCCAGAAGGCUCGUAUAGUGUGCUCAGUUUCAGGUCCUGACGGAAUACAAACACACUUUGACCAACUACAGGAUGUCUUUAUCCAGUACGGCAGAGACAGGAGGAACCCUUUGAUCUAUGGUCUCUUCAGCACCACAAGUGACGUCCUGAACGGAUCGGCCGUGUGUGUUUACCGGAUGGAGGACAUUGUCCGAGCGUUCAAGGGGAACUUCUACCACAGGGAGGGGCCUCAGUAUAAGUGGGCGGAGUAUACUGGCCGGAUUCCCUACCCCAGGCCUGGAACAUGUCCCAGCAGCACGUACGGUAGUUUCCGCUCGACUCGGGAAUACCCCGAUGACGUUAUCUUCUUCAGCCGCACUCACCCUCUGAUGCAGGAGACUGUGCAUCCACUUGGAGGUCAGCCUUUGAUCCUGAGGGCGGGCGUGACUUAUAAGUUCACCCGCCUCCUCGUGGACAGAGUGGAGGCCGUCGACGGGGAGUAUGAUGUCCUGUUCAUCGGCACAGACUCAGGUCUGGUGCUGAAGUCUAUGCAUUUGCCUGGACGGAGUGGACACGACCAGGAAGUCACACUGGAGCAGUUACAGGUCUUUAAGCACAAAUCACCUAUCACUGCGAUGACACUGUCCAAAAAAAAGUGGUUGUUUGUGGGGUCGUCUGAGGGCAUGGCCCAGCUGGCUAUGUAUCAGUGUGAGCUGUACGGUCAGGCCUGCGCGGAGUGCUGCCUCGCCCGUGACCCGUACUGCACUUGGGACGGUCAUGCCUGCAGCCCCUACAUACCCAUCGCACGCAGGAGGAAUACGCGACAGGUUGGUGAUGGAGGAGACCCUUUGAGGCAGUGCGUGAGACAGGGAGCUGGUCUGCAGGUGCAGGCAGAAGAGAGGACAUUGGUGGUUGCCGUGGGUAACAGCACCUAUUUGGAAUGUGUCCCAAAAUCUCGUCAUGCAGCCAUAACCUGGUUCAAAGAGGCAGGAGAAAACAGUCUAGAACAACAGCAGGUAACAUCAGGGGAGCAUCUGGUGGUGAUUGACACGGGAAUUCUGAUUCCGAGGGCGGAGCUUAACCAUGGGGGCGUGUACCACUGUCAGCUCGAGGAGCACGGGUUCCGCUGGACAGCGGUCACAAUUCACCUGAAUGUGUGGAGCCCCUCCGCCUACUCCAUCCCAGGCUCCGCCCAGCCCUGGUACCAGGAUGUGAUGGCCCUGAUCCACCCAACAAACCUCGAACAGCGCUGCAAAGAACUCAACCGGCGUCGUCAUGGCAACAGGAGCCGUGAACGCAACCGAGAGCGAAAAAGGGGAGACAGGCAUAAGAAUGGAGGGAGGGGAAGCAGAGAGAAAGGAAGAGGGAGGAAGAGUAGAAGCAAAUCACAGGCUACUGCAUUGAGGACACCCAGAAAUGCUUAG